Zingiber officinale is the source of this 399-nucleotide messenger RNA. RefSeq names its product glycine-rich protein A3-like. The coding region runs from base 1 to 399 and encodes 132 amino acids. The transcript is spliced from 2 exons. The record is from RefSeq and is a predicted model, not a curated record. Lineage: Eukaryota; Viridiplantae; Streptophyta; Magnoliopsida; Zingiberales; Zingiberaceae.
AUGGGGAAGGAAAGCAUCAGCAAAGGCUUGAAUGGCUGGGGUUCUUAUUCAGGCUAUGGAUAUCCUCCGGCGACCGGAAAUUGUUAUAACCAUAACGGUCAUGGAUACUACCCUCCAGCACCAUCAUACCCUCCUGCCGCAUACCCCCCCUCGCAUUAUCCUCCUCCUUCCUAUCCACCAUCACACCAAGGACAUGGAUCUCGUGUGGGGGCAGCGUUAGCCACCGCCGCCGCUGCUUAUGGAGUUCACCGCAUAGCUCAUGGUUCUCACCAUGGUGGCCAUGGCUAUGGAGCAUACGCGGGGCAUAUGCCCGGUGGCCACUACGGCAAGUUUAAGCAUGGCAAGUUCGGAAAGCACAAGCACGGCAUGUUUGGAGGCAAGUUUAAGAAAUGGAAGUGA